AUGGGUGGUGCAGGAGCUACUGGGUCGGGCGCGGCCGAUCCUAUUAUCACACGUCUCGCCGACGAAGACAAGGUCAAAUGGUUCAGGAAGCCCAACCUACGAUUCCUCUACUUCCUACUCUUCCCUACAUGUAUGGGAAUCGAGUUGACGUCUGGAUUUGACUCGCAAAUGAUCAACGCCUUGCAGAUUGUGCCUUCAUGGAUUUCAUAUUUCGGAAACCCUCAGGGAUCACUCAAAGGUAUUAUUGCCGCCGCAUAUUCGCUUGGCGCUAUUCUAUCGCUACCAUUUAUCGGUAUCGUAAAUGAUAAAUUUGGCCGUCGAUGGUCGAUCUUGGGAGGUUCCGUUAUCAUGGUGAUCGGAGCUCUGAUCCAGGGAUUCUCUGUUAAUGCCGGCAUGUAUGUUGUAGCUCGCCUAAUUCUUGGAUUUGGCAUUCCGACGUGUAUCGUCUCUGCUUCAUCCCUAAUUGGUGAGCUAGCGUACCCGAAGGAACGACCUGUGAUGACUUCACUCUUCAACGUAUCGUACUUCGUUGGUCAGAUUACAGCUGCAGCUAUUUGCUUCGGAACCAAUAAUAUUGCAACCAAUAUGGCGUGGCAGAUUCCCUCAUGGCUUCAAAUGUGUCCGUCAUUAGUGCAGAUUGCAUUCGUCCUCUUCCUUCCGGAGUCCCCCAGGUGGCUAGUCCAGCAAGAUCGAGUAGAGGAGGCCUACGACAUCUUGGUCAAAUAUCACGCGGAAGGCGACCGUGAAUCCGAAUUUGUUAAGGCCGAAUUUGCGCAAAUUCAGACAACAAUCAGUAUCGAACUCGAGCACUCUAAGAGGUCCUGGGCUGAUCUGGUGGCCACAUCUGGUAUGCGUCGACGCAUGUUGAUUAGUUGCAUGUUAGGUCUUUUCACUCAAUGGUCCGGCAAUACGCUCAUCUCAUACUAUCUCGGAGAUCUUCUCGCCAUGAUUGGCAAAACCGACUCUGUCUUCAAGCAACAAAUCAACGUCGCUAGCGCGUGUUGGCAAUUGGUCUGCGGUACCUGUGUCGCAUUCCUGGUCACGAAGUUCAAACGACGCCAAAUGUAUCUUGCUUGCACAAUUUCCCUAUUGUGUGUCUAUGUCGCAUGGACCAUCAGUAUGGAGAGGGCCAUUACUGGAAAGGAGUCUGGACAUCCUAAUAAUGGGGCGAAUAUCGCGACGAUAUUCUGGAUUUUUGCCUACUCGCCCUGCUACAACAUCGGAUAUAACGCUCUGACUUAUACUUAUCUGGUCGAGCUAUGGCCCUUUGCUGAACGUUCGCGUGGUAUCGCAUUCUUCCAGCUAUUCGGUCGCAUGGCCAGUUUCUUUACCACUUUCGUCAACCCGAUAGGUCUCGCGAACGUGAGCUGGCGCUAUCUCAUCUCCUAUUGCUGCUUCCUGGUUUUCGAGAUUGCAUUCGUCUACUUCAUGUUCCCAGAAACCUUUGGCAGAACCUUGGAGGAACUGGCAUUCUUAUUUGAAGAUAAGGCUCUAGCCGAUGAAGCUGUUCACGCCGUUGAAAAGGUAGUUGUACACCACGAGGAGCCGGCUGUUACCAAGGGAGGAAAUACCACGACUUCGGAGGUCAAAACAGACGUUUAA
This is a messenger RNA of Hypoxylon trugodes, 1602 nucleotides long. Its product is annotated as general substrate transporter. Bases 1 to 1602 code for a protein of 533 amino acids. Gene Ontology annotation, cellular component: membrane. Gene Ontology annotation, molecular function: carbohydrate:proton symporter activity. NCBI's taxonomy places the organism in Eukaryota, Fungi, Ascomycota, Sordariomycetes, Xylariales, Hypoxylaceae. The transcript has 7 exons. Gene Ontology annotation, biological process: carbohydrate transport; transmembrane transport. The record is from RefSeq and is a predicted model, not a curated record.